GACGUUUUCCGCCUUCACCGCCGACUGGAUAACGCUUUGGGUAAUAACAUGAAUAUUUUCCCCCUUUCUCAUGCUUUCACGUCGAAUGAGAGAUGGAAUUUACGUUGAACGCAGUGAGUCCAGUCUAGUGGAAGAAGGAUGGAGACUUUGAUUCCCACCAUCAACCGUCUGCAGGAGGUUUUCCUCACAGUGGGCGCUGACGUCAUUCAACUUCCUCAAAUCGUAGUGGUUGGAUCUCAGAGCAGCGGCAAGAGCUCCGUGUUGGAGAGUCUGGUGGGACGUGAUUUCUUGCCUCGAGGAUCAGGGAUAGUUACCAGAAGACCUCUGGUGUUGCAGCUGGUCAAUGUGGCCCCGCUGGAGGAGCGACUGAAGACUGACAAUGGGAACGAUGUUAAACACACUGGCCAAAACAGCUAUUCAGGUGUCAAAGCUGAAGAAUGGGGCACAUUCCUGCACUGCAAGAGUCAGAUUUUCACUGAUUUUGGGGAAAUUCGUCGUGAAAUCGAAGCAGAGACGGAAAGGACUUCAGGCAAUAACAAGGGGAUUGCUCCUGAGCCGAUACAUUUGAAGAUUUUUUCCCCAAAAGUCCUUAAUCUCACCCUGGUUGAUCUACCUGGGAUCACAAAGGUUCCUGUUGGAGAUCAGCCCGAGGACAUUGAGUCGCAAGUGCAGGAGAUGAUCUUGUCCUUCAUCUCCAAUCCCAACUCCCUCAUCCUGGCCGUGUCCCCGGCAAACUCGGACUUGGCCACCUCUGAUGCACUGAAAUUGGCUCGUGAGGUCGAUACAGAUGGUCGACGGACUCUGCUGGUGGUCAGCAAGCUGGACUUGAUGGACGCGGGGACGGACGCUCUGGAGGUCCUUCUUGGUCGGGUCAUUCCAGUCAGGCUCGGCAUCAUCGGGGUGGUUAACAGGAGCCAGCAUGACAUCAACACUCAGAAGAGCCUGCAGGACUCCAUGAAGGAUGAGCAGGCCUUUCUGCAGCGUCACUACCCUUCGCUGGCCUCCCGAUCCGGCUCUCGCUAUCUGGCCAAAACGCUCAGUAGACUGCUCAUGCACCACAUCCGGGACUGUCUGCCGGACCUCAAGACCCGUGUGACUGUGCUCAGCGCCCAGUACCAGGCGCGCCUCAACAGCUAUGGCCAGCCGGUGGAGGACCACAGCGCCACCCUGCUGCAGAUUGUCACCAAGUUCGCUAGCGAUUACUGCAACACCAUCGAGGGAACGGGCCGCUACAUUCAGACCUCUGAGCUCUGCGGAGGAGCCCGGAUCUGUUACAUAUUCCACGAAACAUUCGGCCGCACCUUGCAGUCCAUCGACCCGCUCGGAGGACUGACCGAGCUGGAUGUCCUCACUGCCAUUCGCAAUGCCACCGGUCCACGACCUGCACUUUUUGUCCCAGAAGUUUCCUUCGAGCUGCUGGUGAAGCGUCAAAUCAAGCGUCUGGAGGAGCCCAGUCUACGUUGCGUAGAGCUGGUCCACGAAGAGCUGCAGAGGAUCAUUCAGCACUGCUCGUCCUUUAGCACGCAGGAGCUUUUGAGAUUCCCCAAACUGCACGACUCCAUUGUGGAAGUUGUGACUGGAUUACUGAGGAAGCGCUUGCCGAUUGCCAAUGAAAUGGUGCACAACUUAGUAGCAAUAGAGCUGGCCUACAUCAACACCAAGCAUCCAGACUUCACAGAUGCAGCACAGGUCUCAGCAUCUGUCAACAGCCAGAAGGCAGAGACCCUUGAUGGAAAGCGCUGGAAGAAUGAGAAGGUUGCUGAGGAGAAAGUCCCAGCUGCAGGCUUUGGCAGUCCCAGCAAAGGCCAGCCUAUUAACCUUCUUGACACAGCGGUCCCCGUGUCUCGCAAGCUGAGUGCGAAGGAGCAGAGGGACUGUGAAAUCAUCCAGCGGCUCAUCAAGUGUUAUUUCCUCAUCGUUCGCAAGACCAUCCAAGACAACGUCCCCAAGAGCGUCAUGCACUUCCUGGUCAACUUUGUGAAAGAGCAUCUCCAGAGCGAGCUGGUGGGUCAGCUCUACAAGCAGCCGCUGUUGCAGGAGCUGCUCAUCGAGUCACAGGACACGGCACAGCAGAGGACAGAGGUGGCGCAGAUGCUGGAGGCCCUUAAAAAAGCCAAUAACAUCAUCUCUGAGAUCAGAGAGACCCACCUGUGGUAGCUAGAGGACACACACCCUCUUUUGCCUGGACCUCAUCUAUUAUGUGUGUGUGUGUGUGUGUGUGUGUGUGUGUGUGUGUGUGUGUGUGUGUGUGUGUGUGUGUGUGUGUGUGUGUGUGUGUGUGUGUGUGUGUGUGUGUGUGUGUGUGCGCACAUGUGUCAGCAGCCCCACUGUCUCCUGGACCAAUGAGCAUAGCACAUUUAGGCUCCACCCUCGCCCUCAGCAGGGCUUCUCACUCAGGCCACAUCACUUCAAUGUGAACAAACUCCUUUUGUCAUGUUACACGCUAACAACAUGUGGAACAUGUUUGUUUCCCGGCUGUCCCGCAGGUCCUUUUCAUUCACAUGCACUCCAGUUUGCUGACCACGCCAAGAGAAGAAUCCUUGUGAUUUUGUGCAAUACCUAAAGGGAGGUACGUGCUGCUUGUUGACACUCCGGCAGACGCAGUUUGGUUUUAAAAGAUGCUACCUGCAAAUUAGCGCUGUAAUUGGUGCUCUUUGCUACCAAAGCUCAAAAGUCAGGGUUAAGCCAGAGCAAGAAGCCAGUUGAUUUUUUAUGAUAUUGUUAUGUUUGCUGGGGGAGUUGACGGCACAGAACCACAAAGGGGCGGUAUAGCUCUAUGUAUUUUAUUAUAUAUAUAAAAGAUAUAUAAUAAUCCACAAUAAUAAUACAAAUCAACUAGAGAAUGGAGUGUGACCAAAAUCCAAGAGUGUGUGGUGUUAGACUAGGUGUGGGAAUUAGUGUUUUACCGUAGUGUUGAAUCGAGAGGAGGAACAAGGCAAGAAGAAGGUCAGUGAGACAAGCGGGAGGUCCGUGGGGCUAAGAGAGGCGUCAAGAGGUCCUUGUACAAAGCGGGGGUCGAGGAUCGAGGGAGGCAGUCCAAAGUCCAAAGGGGAAGUCGAGGCGCACAGCUCAAUCAUGGAAGACACGGGAAGCAUACGAUAACAGAAGAUUACGUUCUGGCGACGGAUAGCAGGUUGAGCAGGCUCUUGAAGGCAGUACCUCUCAAUAGCGCCAGGUGCGUAGAUUGCCGGUGAAUGAUUGCAGCUGCCGGCUGCUGCAGGGCGGACACGCGCCCGGCGCGCCCCUGGAAUUGCGCAGCCGUGGGCGCGUCCCGAGGCGCGCUCCCGGAGGCGCAACCAGCAGAGCGCAAAGAGGAGGGCGCAUUGGAAUACGCCCUGGCCGUGACAGAUAUUGUAUAUAACCCAAAAGCAGUGAAGUUGUAACGUUGUGUAAAUGGUAAAUAAAAAGAGAAUACAAUGAUUUGCAAAUCCUUUUCAACUUAUAUUCAAUUGAAUAGACUGCAAAGAAAAGAUAUUUCAUGUUCACACUGGAAAACUUUGUAUGGGGUUUUUUGCAAAUAUUAGCUCAUUUGGAAUUUGAUGCCUGCAACAUGUUUAAAAAAAGCUGGCACAAGUGGCAAAAAAGAGUGAGGAAGUUGAGGAAUGCUCAUCAAAGACUUAUUUGGAACAUCUCACAGGUGAACAGGCUAAUUGGGAACAGGUGGUUGCCAUGAUUGGGUAUAAAAGCAGCUUCCAUGAAAUGCUCAGUCACAAACAGUCACCACUUUGUCAACAAAUGCCAAAUCAACCAGCUAUGCAAGGAAUUUAGGGAUUUCACCAUCUACGCUCCGUAAUAUCAUCAACAUUUUCAGAGAAUCUGGAGAAAUCAUGGCAAGGUCGAAAACCAACAUUGAAUGCCCGUGACCUUUGAUCCCUCAGGCAGUACUACAUCAAAAAGUGACAUCAGUGUGUAAAGGAUAUCACCACAUGGGCUCAGGAACACUUCAGAAAACCACUGUCAGUAACUACAGUUGGUCGCUACAUCUGUAAGUGCAAGUUAAAACUCUCCUAUGCAAAACCAAAGCCAUUUAUCAACAACACCCAGAAACGCUUCGCUGGGCCCGAGCUCAUCUAAGAUGGACUGUUGCAAAGUGUAAAAGUGUUCUGUGGUCUGACGAGUCCACAUUUCAAAUUGUUUGUGGAAACUGUGGACCAAAGAGGAAAAUAACCAUCUGGAUUGUUUUAGGUGCAAAGUGUAAAAGCCAGCAUCUGUGAUGGUAUGGGGGUGUAUUAGUGCCCAAGGCAUGGGUAACUUACACAUCUGUGGGGGCACCAUUAAUGCUGAAAGGUACAUACAGGUUUUGGAGCGACAUAUGUUGCCAUCCUAGCAACGUUAUCAUGGACGCCCCUGCUUAUUUCAGCAAGACAAUGCCAAGCCACGUGUUACAACAGCGUGGCUUCAUAGUAAAAGAGUGCGGGUACUAGACGGGCCUGCCUGUAGUCCAGACCUGUCUCCCAUUGAAAAUGUGUGGUGCAAUAUGAAGCCUAAAAUAGCAGAAUGGAGACUGUUGAACAACUUAAGCUGUACAUCAAGCAAGAAUGGGAAAGAAUUCCACUUCAAAAAUGUUUCUCCUCAGUUCCCAAACCUUUACUGAGUGUUGUUAAAAGGAAAUGCCAUGUAACACAGUGGUAAAAAUGCCCCUCUGACAACUUUUUUGCAAUGUGUUGCUGCCAUUAAAUUCUAAGUUCAUGAUUAUUUGCCAAAAAAAAUGAAGUUUCUCAGUGUGAACAUGAAAUAUCUUGU
Molecule: messenger RNA, 4743 nt
Organism: Entelurus aequoreus (snake pipefish)
Lineage: Eukaryota; Metazoa; Chordata; Actinopteri; Syngnathiformes; Syngnathidae
Product: dynamin-1-like protein
Exons: 18
Coding region: 139-2157 (672 amino acids)
Biological process (GO): mitochondrial fission
Cellular component (GO): mitochondrion; membrane; cytoplasm
Molecular function (GO): microtubule binding; GTPase activity; GTP binding
Source: RefSeq, a predicted model, not a curated record